Molecule: messenger RNA, 1984 nt
Organism: Carassius gibelio (silver crucian carp)
Lineage: Eukaryota; Metazoa; Chordata; Actinopteri; Cypriniformes; Cyprinidae
Product: protein C19orf12 homolog
Exons: 3
Coding region: 138-803 (221 amino acids)
Source: RefSeq, a predicted model, not a curated record
CUUUAUGAGAAACAUCUCCUAGUAAUUAAAUUUUAAAAUGAAUUAUAUAGGCCUAUUAACCUCAUUUGGAUGACUAUCUUGGAGCUGACAGGAUCUUGAGGAGGCCUAGAUGCAUAUAUGCAAAACGAAUCUGUAAAAUGAAUUUUCCGAGUGUGAGAUGUGUUGUGUGUCAUGUACAUAUUAAUAUUGUCACGGUGGUAACACAAAUUAAAGGGAGGGGACCCACAAGGCAAUCAGCUCUACAUCAGAUGAACAGACUGCGGACGUGUGCAAAUGUAGCCUGCUUGAGCAAUCCCUCACUGAUUUCACCCAGAGUGACUGGAACAGGCGUCUGCAAGCUCCUCUUUAAAGAAGUAAAGGUUUCUCUUGACAUCAUAAUGAGCAGUCGAGUGGAUGAUGUUAUGCAGCUUUGCUGUGAGGUCUCGGCCAGCAGGAAGAUGAAAGCGGCCGUGAAGAGCUCUGGAAAGGGAGCUGCAGCGGCUGGUGGAGGUGCUUUUGUAGGGGGAAUGGUCGGAGGCCCAGCCGGAAUAGCUGUUGGUGGUACUUUGGGAGGUCUCUUAGGAACAUGGAUGACCAGUGGCCAAUUCAAACCUCUUCCUGAGAUCAUCAAGGAGUUGCCUCCAAAAUAUAAGGAGAAACUGUACUCUGAUGUCAUGGGUGCAUUGGGCACACUUAACUGGACAGACGUGGCUGGCCUUAUUGCUCUGGUUAUGGGCAGUGUCACUCUGCAAGAGCAGGUGCUUGCUGCUAUUCUCACUUAUGCCACAAAAGAGCUCAAGGCUGAGGUGCAGUAUGGAAACUGACCACUAGAGGGUUAAUGUCAACAGCCAGAGGUUCUCUGGAGCUCCUGGGCAGCAUCUUUUUUAAAGGGGGGGGUGAAAUCAUGGGCGUAGGUUUGGUCUCAGCUUUGGUGGGGACACCAAAGAAUAUCACAAUACAGAAGUGAAUCUACUUCAUCUCAUUAUAUUGUAUCCUGACCCUGAUAUACCAUACUGUCCCUAAAGAGCUAGUAUAACUGUAUAAUCUAAAAAAUGCACUCUCAAAAAAUAAAAAAUAAAAACCUGAGACUGUGUAAUGCUAUACAACCAAAUUAACAUAAAUUAUGUACAUUAGUAUUUACACUAACAAAAAAUACUCUGCCACAAGGAAACAAAUCUAAAUAAAUAAAUAGAAUAACCCUUUUCUGUUAUAAACACUAGUUACCCUCCAUUACACUCACAUUAAUACCUGGGAAUUUGAAAUGCUAAACAACCAUAUGGUUUAUUAACAAACUAAAAUAAUUUACUAUGUCAGUAAAGUAGCCUAUUUAUACUUACAAAAAACACUGUUGCAAGAGGUAGACUUUGAGAACUUUUGGAGCAUAUAAUAAUAAACCAAAAAACAAAGCAAAAAAAAACAUCUUUAUUCUACUUAUAAGUAUAACUCCAUUAUGGCUACUUUCCACAUUUUAUCUAAACUUUCCAAACAGAUGCCUACGUCUUUCAUUUACAGAUACAAACUGUUGGCCUACAUCAUUAAGGUCCACUUUGUCAAGGGCCUCUGGAUGUAUAUGACAUACAGUUACAUUAUUAAGGCAAAUACACAUGUAUCAGUAUGCAUUCAAAGCAUCAUGUUUAUAUUUCAGAGCAAUUUAAAUAUGAAGGUGGCAUGGUUUUGUGGAUUAAUGUGUUGAAAUGUAUGUUAAUCUAUGUGUUAGUUUGUCUGUAUGAGACUAGCAGUAAAGUAGAUUAACAUUAGAAUAAAAUACAGAUCAUAUUCUAAUAUUUUAUCAUUGUUUCACUAGAUAACAUUGAUUAGUGACUGGUCAGUCACUACUGCUAGUUUAUUUGUGUGGCUAGCUAGUUAUUUUGCCAACUUAAGGCGGGCGUACACGGUGCGAAUUCGGAUGGUCGGAAGAUCGUAUGUCCACGCACACGGCACGAGUGAGUUUAUCUGAAAAUCGUACGGACGAGAUGAUAUACGACACGAUUUUACAACCUGCGAA